UGUAACUCCUAGCGGAUCCGGAACUGCAGUGACUUGGAAUGAUCAGAUGGCCAGUGGUCAUUUGGCCCGGGCGGGGAUGGUGUCGGGCUGGCCAGCCUGGCUGUGCCGGUAAGAUUAGGUCAGUGUUGACUCGCUCCGAGUUUGUGGAUCAGCCGAGCUCUCAGUGUGAGCCGGAGCCCAGCGCCCUGAGCUGCGCCCUGAGCUGCCCCCUUCGCUUUCCUCAAAUGUCUGAGGCGGUCAACAAGUCGAAUCUAAAGCAGUCGUUGGAGGAGAUAGAUAUCGCAGUCAGCGACCCCGACAAUGAGGCGCAAGAGGCAAAGCCGCCGAAAAGAUACCUCAUCCUCACCAUGCUCUCCUGCUUCUGCCCGUCCCACCCCAUCAACAUCGUGGCCUUCGUGUUUGCAAUGAUGGCUCUGAACCGCUACAAUGAGGGAGAUGCUGAUGCAGGAAAGAAGUUGGGACACAUAGCCACACUGGUCUCCAUUGCAGCCAUUAUUGCUGGAUUAAUAGUCAUUGCCAUCUUUUGCAUUGUUCACUUUACAACGCAGCAUCAGUGAUCAACCUGUCGCUGAGAAUAUCGAACGAUUCGGAAACUCACCAGCAAAAGGCUCAAAGAAAACGGAUUGUGUGUAAUUCAUGCCAACCGUAUAUUGCCGUUGAUAGGAUUUCUCUUAUGCAGCUGGUUUGAGGUCAGAUUUUCUUUGUUUUAAAAUGAGUUAAUUACUAAUGUCAGAGGAAGAACGCCCGAGAUAACUUCUGUAAUCAGUACUUUGUAACAACAGCAAUCUCAGGAAACACUUUCCUUCAAACCUGGCAGCUGGAUAACACAGAAACACACGAGCGACAACAAAAUAUGAAGAUAUUGUAUUUAAAAUAUUAGAUCUUAUAUACUUAACCUGAGAUGGACUUCCCUGUAUAGGUAAUCAAAACACUUGGAGUCUUACUGUCUUAUAUUUAAUGACAGCUAUAUUUUCAUUGUAUUUGAAAACUGUUAUAUUAAUGAUUUUAUAAAACUAAUCCUUUGAGAGCUCCUCCUCCGACAAUAGAGCAUUAUGUUUAGCAGGUUUGUACAAUGUUCCUGUCUGUAUUUUAGCAGAGGUUGAAAGCCCUUUUUAAGAUAAAUGGGCCAUUGUGACGGUGAAGAUAUUUCAGAAGUUGAACUUGUAGGAUUAUGUGCAUAGAUCCAGCUUUAAAUAUCUCGUUAUAACGGCUAAUCGACAGUGACUUAAUGAGGUGCGUGAUGUUGUUAAUUGGCAGUUAAUAGAUGCCAACUUCAAUCAUUGCCCCCACCUUAACUUAAUGGUGGCCACCUUGAGCAAGUCUUAAUUCAAAUUGCUCUUGGUAUUAUUUGACAAACUCGUGCUUGGAAUGGGGACAUGCGCAGGACAGCAGCCAGCGUGCAUUGCCUAUUCCCAGUUACUUGUGACAAGAUGGCGGUGGUAGCUCGGUUGGGAUGACUACAGUCUCCUUGGUGAAUGGACUCCCAGUACCAGCAGUUAGUCUGUAAACUCCAGCAUGUCAGUGCAAAAAAAUAAAUAUAUCACCAGCCAUAACUCAACGUUCGAAGGAUAAAGUUCAGACGUAAUGGUUUCAAAGGUCUGAACUGCUGGUGAUUACAGCUGGAGGUUGAGAAUGAGCUGCAAGUUCAGCCUACAUACAAGAAACUACUGUUCUUAGUUUAUCUUGUUAUAUAUAUAUAUGCCUUUUACCUAGUUUCCCCAGUAGUCAAAUGAUGCAACAAGAAAGAAUGAUAUCAGGGAGUGGAAACACAGGGAGUUAUUCUUGCUUCACGUUUAUACAUUCAUUUAAUUCCCCUCCCAGUACUGUGGAGGUGAGAUGUAACUACAUAUAUUUUCCAUGCCUUACUUGUAAAUAAACUGGUGACGCUGGUAUAUAUUACAAAGAAGAAUGUACAGUUUAGUCAUACGAAAAUAAAGACGGUACUUUAA
This is a messenger RNA of Amblyraja radiata (thorny skate), 1949 nucleotides long. Its product is annotated as transmembrane protein 233. The transcript is spliced from 3 exons. The record is from RefSeq and is a predicted model, not a curated record. The coding region runs from base 39 to 557 and encodes 172 amino acids. Gene Ontology annotation, cellular component: membrane. Lineage: Eukaryota; Metazoa; Chordata; Chondrichthyes; Rajiformes; Rajidae.